Rhodamnia argentea is the source of this 1458-nucleotide messenger RNA. Its product is annotated as GDP-mannose 4,6 dehydratase 1-like. The annotation marks the transcript as partial. The record is from RefSeq and is a predicted model, not a curated record. Gene Ontology annotation, molecular function: GDP-mannose 4,6-dehydratase activity. Lineage: Eukaryota; Viridiplantae; Streptophyta; Magnoliopsida; Myrtales; Myrtaceae. The transcript has 3 exons. Gene Ontology annotation, biological process: GDP-mannose metabolic process.
CUGAUCAUCGGCAUUGCCGGCCAGGUCGUGUCGUACCUCAGCGAGUUCUUGCUUGACAAAGGAUACGAGGUCUACGGCAUGAGCGUUCGCUCCUCCAACUUCAACACCCAACGGGUCGACCACAUCUACAUCAACCCCCGCAACAACGCCCACAAUGCCCGGAUGAAGCUUCGCUGCUCUAUUCUCACCGACUCCUCUCUCUGUCUCCGCCGUUGGAUUGACGCGAUCUCCCCCGACGAGGUCUACAAUCUCGCCGACCAGUACGAGGUGGCGGUCUCUCUCGAGACCCCUGAAUACCCCGAUAUUGUCGCCACGGUUGCCUUCCGGCUUCUUGAGGCCGUGCGCUCCCACGUCUCCGUUACCGGCCGCAGUCACAUCCGCUACUUCCAGUCUGGGUCUUCAGAGGUGUUCGGACCGCAGUCUGACAAAUCUGGGUAUUUGAGGAUGAAUGAGAAAUCCCGGUUCCACCCUUGGUCCCUCUACGGCGUGUCCAAGUGCGCUGCGCACUGGUACACUGUGUACUACCGCGAGGCCCUCGGCCUGUUCGCGUGCAACGGGAUCCUGUUCAACCCCGCCUCCCCGAGGCAGGACUGGAACUUCGUGACCCGAAAGAUAACCAGGGCUGUGGGGUGGAUCAAGAUGGGGCUACAGAGCAAGUUGUUCCUGGGGAAUCUGUUGGCCUCCCGGGACUGGGGUUUCGCUGGGGACUACGUGGAGGCGAUGUGGAUGAUGCUGCAGCAAGGAAAACCUGACGACUACGUGGUCGGGAUGGGGGAGUCGCACACGGUGGACGAGAUUAUGAUGACGGUGUUUGAGUAUGUGGGGCUGGAAUGGCGGGACUAUGUGGUUUAUGAUAAUGAGAUACCGCUCAGGCCGGCGGGGGUCGACCAGUUGAGGGGAGAUGCAACUAAGGCCAAGGAGGUGUUGGGUUGGAAGGCCAAGGUUGGGUUCGAGAAGUUGGUGGAGAUGAUGGUGGACGAGGAUAUUGAAUUGGCUAAGAGAGAGAAGGUUCUUGUUGACACUGGGUACAUAGAUGUCUGCAACAGCCGGGUAUUAGGUACUUCUUAUCUCUUGCUGCUCUGUUUGUUAACCCAGUGCUCUUUCUUUGGUCCUUUUAGGAUACGAUGCCAGAUGAAGAAGACUUUCGAGGAAGCGAGGCUUACGCGCUCAAGCUCCGCGAGCUCCAUCUCGGCAACAUUAGCAAAACUGGAUGAUCUUUGGUCUCGUCUCCUUGACAUAGAGAUAGAUGAUACAACCCUCGGCUCCAGAGCUACUCCUCCAUCUCGUCCCUCCUCCUCCGCUGCUCCUCCGCCUCCUUUCCCCGGCUUUCUCAUGGCGGCGUCAACCUCACCGUCGCAAGAACGGGAGGAAGCGACUAUCCGGCAGAAGCGCACGUGGAGUGAUGAUUCGAUUUUUGGAGGGCUUCGAGGAAGAGGUGGAGGCAUAGACGAUCUUUGA